Molecule: messenger RNA, 1296 nt
Organism: Aspergillus lentulus
Lineage: Eukaryota; Fungi; Ascomycota; Eurotiomycetes; Eurotiales; Aspergillaceae
Source: RefSeq, a predicted model, not a curated record
AUGGCUGUCUAUCACGAGCUUGACUGGCUUUUUGCCAUAGGUACCAUCAUCCUCUUGAUCUCCGUCUGGGGUAUCGGUGCUAAAUCCGGUAUCCUCGCAACCAUUACGGAAUUCAUCGGCGCCAUUGCCUUUGGACAGCAGGUCACCUCGACCAUCCGCAGUGGUGCCUUCUCCAUCGACCGCUUCCUCGGCUCGCCCGGAGUUCUGAUCAUGGCCAUGGUGGCGGCAGAAGUUGGCUCCUCGAUCUGGCUUACCGUCUGCACUUACUUCGGUUUCCCCGUCUCCACCACCCAGUCCAUUAUCGGCGCUCUCAUCGGUGUUGCCAUCGCGUCGGAUCUCCCUGUUCACUGGGGAUGGAAGUCUCAGAGUGUCUCCCAGAUUGCUGCCUGCUGGGGUAUUGCGCCCGUCAUAUCGGCUGGAUUCAGUGCCAUUAUCUUCAUGAGUAUCCGGUUUUUGGUGCACUCGCGCGAGGAUCCGAUGAAGUUGGCUCUGCCCGUGCUUCCAUUCUACUAUGCUCUUACUGCUGGAAUCCUGGCCUUGUUCAUCGUCAUCAGCGGUGGACAUGGCGUUCCCAAGCUCGAGAACCUAGGUGCUGGUAAGGUUGCGGUAUCAUCCUUGGUGUCUUUGCCGGUGUCUGGGUCAUCAACGCUGUUUUUUUUGUUCCUUACUACUGGCGCAGGUAUGUCAUCUUCUCGAUUAUCUAGAGUUCUGCUAAUUUUUAUCAGCCUCGUCAAGGAAGACCGUCGUCUCCGGUUCUGGCACAUCCCCAGAGGCCCUCUCCUCCAGCGCGAUGGCUACACCCUCUACUUCCCCGGUAUCCCCGACAAGGGCAUUGUCCCCAACUACUACAAGAGCGACCUGAAAGCGACCGAUGAAAAGAGCGACACCGAUACCCUUGGCUCAGUCACGGAGGGCCAGCAGUCCACCCUCGCCAGCCCGGAAAUCGAGCCAAUCAAGGGUGACCGCAACACCGCCGAGAGCGAAGCCCAGCGCGCCGACGCGAAGCUCGCGGAGAAGCACCAGAAGGAGCUCCAGGCUCUGGAUCGCUCCCCUGGGCUCACCCAAAGCGCAUCUACGCGACCCUCAAGCUUGUUUUCACCUAUGUUCGAUAACAAGGUUGAGCAUCUUUGGACAACGGCCCAGGUUUGCUCUGCUAUGAUCAUGUCCAUCUCCCACGUCGCCAACGAUAUCUCCAAUGCCAUCGGCCCAUUCACCACCGAGUACAUGACCUGGCACACCGGCGUGGCCUCCACCAAAACCGAUACCCCGAUCUGGAUCAAGCCGUUGGCGGUCUAG